Molecule: messenger RNA, 1161 nt
Organism: Alosa alosa (allis shad)
Lineage: Eukaryota; Metazoa; Chordata; Actinopteri; Clupeiformes; Clupeidae
Product: ret finger protein-like 1
Exons: 6
Coding region: 172-1161 (329 amino acids)
Molecular function (GO): protein binding
Source: RefSeq, a predicted model, not a curated record
CAGCUAGAAAGGGACUUCCAGGAGGUGCAAGACAGUUUUACCGAGCAAUACAGAGAACUUGACGACCUGCUGAAUCACACCAAAGAACACGCCGUCACACUGUUGGAGGCCCAGCGGCAAGGACAGAAAAAGCCCCUUUAUGUGCUGGCCGAGGAGGGGGACAGAUACAAGAUGCGGGCGGACAAGCUUCAGACGGACAUAGCAGAUUUGAAACAAAGGGUGUCGUCAGGAGCCGAUUCUACUUGCAUUCUGCACGAAAUUCAGGCACAUCAAAUGAGUAUUGACCUUAUUGAUGAAUUCUACAAGAAGGUCAGCCGAAUCAGCAAGUUUGACAAAUCAAGGUUGGAGGCCCUGGAGAAAUCCAUCCAGCAUAUCGUUGAAAAAAUCGUUGAAAUCUUCCCUCGACCAUGGGAAUUUUAUGAGGACAUCACCUUUAACCCUAAUCCUGACAAAACAAACGAUAACCUGAUGAUAUCUGAUGACUAUACGCAAGUCUUCCUUAGUCCCCAACGGUCAUCACCUAGAGUCCCCUACCAGACUAGAGAAACCCCGUUCUAUGUCCUGGCCAAGCAGUCCUGGAAGAAGGGGCAACACUACUGGGAGGUGGACGUGGGGCACUGCCGCACCUGGGCAGUUGGAGUUGUGGAGCUGGCCAAUGGCAGCCGGCCGCCAUCACAGGCUGCGCUAAUGCGCCUGGGACGCAACAAGAGGUCGUGGAUGCUGGAGUCGGAGGACGGGGAGCUGACCGCGCUGCACAACGACAACCUGAGCAUGGUGAAGCAACCUGAACAGGAAGUGACACGCCUCGGGGUCUACCUGGACAUGACCAAGAACAACGGCCGGCUGAGCUUCUACGAUGUGGGCGGCGGCGCGGUCCUGCACACGUUCCGACUGUGCGUCAAGAAGAGCGUGUUCCCCGCCUUCAGUCUGACCAGAGUGGACGGCCAGCUCCAGAGUCUGGUGCUCUGCAAUCUGGGCCUCAAGCCUAAGAACGAGACUGAGAACGAGAAUGAGUCGGAAGACUCAGGGGCCGACACAAGCUCGAGGCCAAGCUCUGGCAUGUCAGGGGUGGAGAUGAGCACAAGGCCAAGCUCUGGCAUGUCAGGUGCAGAUUCCUCUGACAUAUCGGGGUACUCUUCAGAUUACAGUCCGAGGAGCUGA